Molecule: messenger RNA, 502 nt
Organism: Fulmarus glacialis (Northern fulmar)
Lineage: Eukaryota; Metazoa; Chordata; Aves; Procellariiformes; Procellariidae
Gene: EFCAB9
Product: EF-hand calcium binding domain 9
Exons: 4
Biological process (GO): flagellated sperm motility
Cellular component (GO): sperm principal piece; cytoplasm
Molecular function (GO): calcium ion sensor activity
Source: RefSeq, a predicted model, not a curated record
GUGAAGCUGAAAUCUGGAUGUUUUCUGCAGCAUCUGCGUUUAGAUGAAGUAUACUGCUUGUUGUCAGUAAGAAAUACCGCAGAGCUGGCAGAGUAUUUCCAGCUCCUGGAUGUUCAUUGAAAGAAUUACCUUAACAAUCUGCAGUUUUAUUGCUUUCUCCGUUACGUGAUCGACCUGAAUAAGGACCAGAUCAUGCUGCUGUUCAACUUGCUGGACCGAAACACGAGGGGGAGGAUUUGCUUUAAUGAGUUCUACGUGGUGGCAUGCAUCCUCCUGUCCCACAAGAACCAUCUUGAAAAGCAGUUCAUCCACCAGCACGCAGGACCUGCCUUUCAACUGCUGGAUGUAGACGGGGAUAAUAUGAUUGAUUUCAAUGACUUUGAAGCCACAAGGUUUCUCUUCAACAUCCAGCAAGAAGAACUUAAGAAGAUAUUCAAGGACUUUGAUAUUUCUGGAGGUGAGCAAUGGAACUACAGGGAAUUCAAGAUGUUUGCAGUCUUCU